Molecule: messenger RNA, 3063 nt
Organism: Cercopithifilaria johnstoni
Lineage: Eukaryota; Metazoa; Nematoda; Chromadorea; Rhabditida; Onchocercidae
Source: the annotation of a GenBank genome assembly
AUGGAUUCUAAUUCGGAACUACAUUAUGGCCGUUUGCGACGAUUCUUCUUCGGUAAUGAGCCAUGGAAAAUAGCCGAAAAAGAUUCAGAUAUCGAGAAACUUUUCCGGAAAUUUUUCUCCAAGUUACGAACUAAACUUCAAAAAAGGAAGGAAUGCGAACAGCAGUGGGAAGACGCCACCGCAUCAGCGAGUAGCAUCCUGGAUAUUCCAAAUAGUUCCAAGUUCGUGCGUCAUCAUACCGCCCGUUUAGCUGUAGACAUUCGGGAAAAAGAUAAUCUUGAACUAAAAGAAGUAAAUUGUUUGUAUAUUGUUCCGGAACAUACCUUAUCCGAAUAUACCUUUGCUCUUUCAUCGUUUAUUGCUUAUGAGAAUCGAAUGAAAUUCAAUCAGUUACGGCGAUUGCGUGUCUCCCAGAAAAACUUACCUAUUUGGGCAAAACGUGACGAAAUUUUGGAAGUCUUUCAAAAUGUAAAAGUUCUUCUUAUCGCUGGUGAUACGGGUUGCGGCAAAAGUACUCAGGUUCCACAAUAUCUUUUGGAUGCAGAUUAUGACCGUAUCGUUUGUACGCAGCCACGUCGCAUUGCAGCAAUAGCUCUUGCUCGACGAGUUGCUUAUGAAACUUUAAAUGAAUAUGGGAGUAUGAUCGCAUAUCAAAUAAGAUUCGAGAAAACACGUACAUCAAGAACUCGGCUAUUAUUUGUCACUGAAGGGCUACUCCUAAGGCAGCUGCAGUCGGAUCCGGAUCUUAAUCAGUAUAAUGUCAUUAUACUGGAUGAAAUUCAUGAACGCAAUUUAUCCGGUGAUUUCUUGUUAGGACUACUUCGCAACUUGGUACGAAGGAGAGAUGAUUUGAAGCUGAUUUUAAUGAGUGCUACCAUCAAUCUGGAAUUGUUUCAGAACUAUUUUGAAGAUAGUCCUAUUAUCAAGGUAGAUGGACGCCUUUAUCCUAUCGAGCUACGAUACAUGCCAAUAAAGGAGCACAAUCAAUACGAAUCGGAAAAAAAGAAAGCAAAAGUUGACCCCGCACCAUAUCUUAAUAUCCUUCAAAUGAUUGAUGCAGAAAUUGAUAGUAAUGAAAGAGGUGACGUUCUAAUAUUCCUGAAUGGUGUCUCAGAAAUAUCAACGGUUGCAGAAGCCUUAAAAGUUUACGCGGAAACAUCGAAUAAAUGGAUUAUUUUAACGCUGCACAGCACGUUAUCAACAGAAGAACAAGACAAAGUGUUCGAUAUAGCGCCAUUAGGAAUUCGAAAAUGCAUUUUAAGUACCAAUAUUGCAGAAACGUCUAUUACCAUCGACCAGAUCCGAUUUGUUAUUGAUUCUGGAAAGGUAAAUCUGGUAAAAUUUGAUUCAAAAACAGGAAUGCACUCACUUCGAGAAUAUUGGACUUCUCAGGCAUCUGCUGAUCAACGGAAAGGUCGUGCUGGUAGAACUGGUCCAGGUAUUUGUUACAGGCUUUAUUCUCAGCAACAUUUUGAUAAAAUGGAUCCGUUCACAAUUUCCGAAAUUAACAGAGUUUCGUUGGAAUCACUUGCCAUGCAAAUCGUCAGUAUGAAUCUCGGAAUUUCACCGCUUGAAUUUCCAUUUAUUGAGAAACCGAAUAUGGGUGAGUUAGACGAAGCAGUAGAAAGCCUAUGGAGGCAGGGAAUAUUGGAAGCUGGUAGUACAAAGACUUUAACACCUUUGGGCAAGAUAAUAGCGAAUAUUCCGGUGGAAAUUCCAGUUGCAAAAGUUCUAAUAUAUGGCUGUGUUUUUGAACAAGUCGAACCAUCGUUAACAAUUGCUGCAAGUUUAGCAACUAGUUCACCUUUUAUCAAUAGAUCAUUUCGGGAACCGGAUAUAUUGGACCGAAGGAAAAAUAUUAUGUCUGAUAAUGGCGAUCCGUUUGCACUGAUUAAUGCAUAUCGAGAAUUUGUGGAGAUACAAGCUGAACGUGGUGAUAUACGUCAAUGGGGUAGGGAGAAGGGAAUCGAUGUUCAACGAAUGUAUGAAAUCAGACAGUUACGACGCCAAUUCAGAGAGCUAUUGGAGCACAGUGGUAUCUUGGAAGCACAAAGUGAUGUGGAUAGCCGUGAACGCCGUAUUAAUGCUGGUGAUAGAAAGCGUCUCAAUGAACUAAAGAAAGAUGCUCGUUAUGAAGUGAAGAAACGGAAAAUAUUGAAGCCGAAAGCUCAUUUCGAUACAUUAAUGAAUUCUGAAGUUCUUGAGUUCUAUAUGGAAAAUCGAGAAAGCGGUAUCCGGAAUAUUUUAAAGUCUCAUCGACUAAAUGAUGCUACCUUUUCGAUCCUGAAAUUUAUUGUCACGGCCGGUGUCCAUCCUCAGUAUGCCAUACUGGACCAAUACAAUUCGUACAAAAUCGGAAAUGAGCUUUUUGCUCAUACGCGAAGAAAACCAUUUGUUGUCUUACAUCCGAAUAGUUGUUUAGCACUUUUACCGGACGCUUUGAAUUAUGAUUGCAGCGACAAGGGUUUAUCGAGAUAUCACCAGCUAAUUUCGUUUGCGUCAUUUAUAGAAACUAUGAAGCCAUAUAUUUGCAAUAGUUUACGUGUACCAGCGCUGGCUUUAUUAUUGCUAUCAAAAUCGGUAGUAUGUUCAGAAGAUGACUAUUCAAUUAUCUGUGACGAUUUUAUUAGCUAUAAAUUUCCACGGAUUAUAGAAUUUUUCACCAUUGUGGAACAGGCAUCUGCGACUCGUCAACAACUUGCUAGAGCUCUUAAAAGAAGUCUUGAAGGAGAUCUUUCUUGUAGUCAUGCACUUGCUAAAAGUGUUGUGUCAUUCUUGCGAUCAAACGUUGAAUAUAUUUUAACUCGUCGUGCUUGUCCAGACGAUAAUAAAGAACUCGGUUUCAUACUUCCAUCGGGCGAAAAGCUGAACGAAGAUGAUGAAGAAAUGCUAACAUCAAUGCGACUUUAUGAAGCCCAAAGCGAUUCAAAGCUAGAGGACGAGCUCGCAAUCAAUAAAACAGCCGAAAAGAAACCAAAUAUUCAAUAUUUUUGUGAUGUUUGUCAAAAGAUUCUUCCCUUUAAUACAGCAGUUGAUGUUCUAAGGCAUAAGCGAUCUCAUUAA